CUCCCUCCGCCCUCUCGGGGCUCAGGCGGCGGCGGAGUGAACGGGACCCGCCCGGCCGCAGAGCGCGGGGCGGCGGAUGGGACGCGGGUGCCUGGCGGAGUUGUUGUUCCGGCUUUGCUCGCGGAGACGUGAGGAGUUUUCACCAGGUGGAUGUGGGAAGAGAAGUUUGCAGAACUGAAAUGGAGGUCAGAGCUUCAUCACAGAAGGUUAGUGGGUCAUCUGAUUCCGAGGCUACACUGAACAGAGAAGAAUUUGUUUUGGUUCCUCAGCACGCAGAUGAUACAUCUGCAAAAGAUGACGGAAAACCUCAACUGAAGGUAGUUUCUAAUGGUGAUGAACAAUUGGAGAAAGCCAUGGAAGAGAUUUUGAGAGAUUCUGAAAAAGAGCAAAGUAGUCUUCUUGUUGGUUGUGAGGAUUCCGGUGAGGUUUCAGAACACACAUUUGGGGACUUCUCAGCCAGCCAAACAAAUAAGCCGUCUCUUCAGUUAAUUUUGGACCCAUCUAAUACAGAAAUUUCUACACCCAGACCAUCUUCUCCAGUUGGACUAACCGAAGAAGAUAGUGUUUUAUUUAACAAACUGACCUACUUAGGCUGUAUGAAGGUUUCUUCCCCACGUAAUGAAGUGGAGGCCUUACGGGCAAUGGCAACUAUGAAAUCAUCCAGUCAAUAUCCCUUUCCUGUUACUUUGUAUGUGCCAAAUGUUCCAGAAGGUUCUGUGAGAAUUAUAGACCAGUCCAGCAAUAUGGAGAUAGCAUCUUUUCCAAUCUAUAAGGUGUUAUUCUGUGCACGUGGACAUGAUGGGACAACAGAGAGUGAUUGCUUUGCAUUUACGGAGAGCUCCCAUGGUUCAGAAGAAUUUCAGAUACAUGUCUUCUCCUGUGAAAUUAAAGAGGCAGUAAGCAGAAUUUUAUAUAGUUUCUGUACAGCCUUCAAACGUUCUUCCAGACAAGUGUCUGAUGUUAAAGACUUGAUUAUUCCUACCCCCGACAGUGAUGUGUUUACCUUCAGCGUCUCUUUGGAGGUAAAAGAAGAUGACGGAAAAGGAAACUUUAGUCCUGUGCCAAAGGAUAGAGAUAAAUUUUAUUUCAAAUUAAAACAAGGAAUAGAGAAGAAGGUUGUGAUUACAGUGCAGCAACUUUCUAACAAAGAAUUAGCUAUUGAAAGAUGUUUUGGAAUGUUAUUAAGCCCAGGUCGAAACGUGAAGAACAGUGACAUGCAUUUACUGGAUAUGGAAUCCAUGGGAAAGAGCUAUGAUGGGAGAGCUUAUGUUAUCACUGGCAUGUGGAACCCAAAUGCACCAAUAUUUCUGGCACUUAAUGAAGAAACACCAAAAGAUAAACGAGUGUACAUGACUGUGGCAGUGGAUAUGGUAGUCACAGAGGUGGUAGAGCCUGUCCGUUUUCUCCUGGAGACAGUAGUUCGUGUGUACCCUGCAAAUGAGCGAUUUUGGUAUUUCAGCAGAAAGACUUUCACAGAGACGUUCUUCAUGAGGUUGAAACAGUCUGAGGGAAAAGGCCAUGCUAGUGCUGGAGAUGCAAUAUAUGAGGUGGUGAGUCUACAGCGAGAGUCUGAGAAGGAGGAACCAGUCACUCCUACUAGUGGAGGGGGUCCAAUGUCACCUCAAGAAGAUGAACCAGAAGAAGAGAGUGAUAAUGAACUCUCAAGUGGAACAGGUGAUGUGUCUAAGGAUUGUCCUGAGAAGAUCCUAUAUUCUUGGGGAGAAUUGCUAGGAAGAUGGCACAAUAACCUUGCUGCACGGCCAAAAGGGCUGUCCACGUUGGUGAAAAGUGGCGUCCCUGAAGCAUUGAGGGCAGAGGUAUGGCAGUUGUUAGCAGGCUGCCAUGACAACCAGGCGAUGCUGGACAGAUACCGAAUUCUUAUCACAAAGUUUUCCAUUUGGAAAGAGACGAUGGAAAAGCUCAAUAUCAUCAGUCAGAACAAGGCCAGGGGCCAACUGUGGAACAGACCAUUAAUUGCUCAUAUGCAAGUACAAGCUGAAACUAAAGAAAAUCGGAGCAAGUCCACGAGAGCCAAAUUAUGACCUUGAGUUAUAUCCCACCUGAAUUUAGAGACCAUCUCAAGAAUAGAUUUAAUGCAUUGAACACUAGUGACCGAAGACCAGACGAGUUGUGGAAUGACAUCAUGGGCAUCAUACAUGAAGAAAGCAAGAGGUCACUGAAAAGCCAGGAAAGAAAGAAAAGACCAAGAUGGAUGUCAGAGGAGACUCUGAAACUUGCUCUUGAGCAUCGAGCAGCUAAAGCAAAAGGAAGAAUUGAUGAAGUAAAAGAACUGGACAGAAGAUUUCAAAGGUCCUCUCGAGAAGACAAAGUAAAGUAUUAUAAUGACAUGUGCAAAGAGCUGGAGAUGGAAAACCAAAAGGGAAGAACAUGUUUGGCAUUUCUCAAGCUGAAAGAACUGAAGAAAAAAUUCAAGCCUCGAGCUGCAAUAGUGGAUUCCAUGGGGAAAAUAUUAAAUGAUGCAGGAAACAUCAAAAGAAGAUGGAAGAAAUACACAGAGUCAUUAUACGAAAAAGAAUUAGCCGAUAUUCAGCCAUUUCAGGAGGUGGAAUAUGAUCAGGAACAGAUGGCACUGAAGGAAGAAGUCCAAGCUGCUCUGAAGGCAUUGGCGAAAAACAAGGCUCCAGGAUUUGAUGGAAUAUCAAUUGAGAUGUUUCAGCAAACAGAUGCAGUGCUGGAGGUGCUCACUUGUCUAUACCAAGAAAUACGGAAGACAGCUUCCUGGCCAACUGACUGGAAAAGAUCCAUAUUUAUGCCUAUUCCCAAGAAAGGUGAUCCAACCGAAUGUGGAAAUUAUAGAACAAUAUCAUUAAUAUCACAUGCAAGCAAAAUUCUGCUGAAGAUCAUUCAAAAACGGCUACAGAAGUAUCGACAGGGAAGUGCCAGAAAUUCAGGCCGGUUUCAGAAGAGGACGUGGAACCAGGGAUAUCAUUGCUGAUGUCAGAUGGAUCCUGGCUGAAAGCAGAGAAUACCAGAAGGAUGUUUUCCUGUGUUUUAUUGACUAUGCAAGGGCAUUCGACUGUGUGGAUCAGAAGAAACUAUGGAUAACACUGCGAAGAAUGGGAAUUCCAGAUCACUUAACUGUGCUCAUGAGGAACCUUUACAUAGAUCAAGAGGCAGUUGUUCAGACAGAACAAGGGGAUACUGAUUGGUUUGAAGUCAGGAAAGGUGUGCGUCAGGGUUGUAUUCUUUCACCAUACCUAUUUAAUCUGUAUGCUGAACAGAUGAUCCGAGAAGCUGGACUAUAUGAAGAAGAAUGGGGCAUCAGGAUUGGAGGAAGACUCAUUAACAACCUGCAUUAUGCAGAUGACACAACCUUGCUUGCUGAAAGUGAAGAGGACUUGAAGCACUUACUAAUGAAGAUCAAAGACCAUAGCCUUCGGAGUGGAUUACACCUCAACAUAAAGAAAACAAAAAUCCUCACAACUGGACCAGUGUGCAACAUCGUGAUAAAUGGAGAAAAGAUUGAAGUUGUCAAGGAUUUCAUUUUACUUGGAUCCACAAUCAAUAGCCACGGAAGCAGCAGUCAAGAAAUCCAAAGACGCAUUGCAUUGGGUAAAUCUGCUGCAAAGGAUCUCUUCAAAGUGUUGAAGAGCAAUGAUGUCACCCUAAAGACUAAGGUGUGCCUGACCCAAGCCAUGGUAUUUUCAAUCGCAUCAUAUGCAUGUGAAAGCUGGACAAUGAAUAAGGAAGACCGAAGAAGAGUUGACGCCUUUGAAUUGUGGUGUUGGUGAAAAAUAUUGAAUAUACCAUGGACUGCCAAAAGAACGAACAAAUCUGUCUUAGAAGAAGUACAACCAGAAUGCUCCUUAGAAGCAAGGAUGGCGAGACUGCAUCUUACAUACUUAGGACGUGUUGUUAGGAGGGAUCAGUCCCUGGAGAAGGACGUUACACUUGGCAGAGUACAGGGUCAGUGGAAAAGAGGAAGACCCUCAACGAGGUGGAUUGACACUGUGGCUGCAACAGUGAGCUCAAGCAUAACAAUUGUAAGGAUGGCACAGGACCGGGCAGUGUUUCGUUCUGUUGUGCGUAAGAUUGCUAUGAGUCGGAACCCACUCGACGGCACCUAGGAACAAGAACAGCAGUAUUCCAUUAUGUGAAUAUACCAUAAUUUAUUUAUCCAUUCAUCCGUUGAUGGACACCUUGGUUGCUUCCAGCUUUUUGCUGUUGUUAACAGUGCUGCAAUAAACAUGGGUGUGCAUAUAUCUGUUCGUGUUAAGGCUCUUAUUUCUCUAGGGUAUAUUCCGAGGAGUGGGAUUUCUGGGUUGUAUGAUAGUUCUAUUUCUAACUUUUUAAGGAAACACCAGAUCGAUUUCCAAAGUGGUUAUACCAUUUUACAUUCCCACCAGCAGUGUAUAAGAGUUCCAAUCUCUCCACAGCCUCUCCAACAUUUAUUAUUUUGUGUUUUUUGGAUUAAUGCCAGCCUUGUUGGAGUGAGAUGGAAUCUCAUCGUAGUUUUAAUUUGCAUUUCUCUAAUGGCAAAUGAUCAAGAGCAUUUUCUCAUGUAUCUGUUAGCCGCCUGAAUAUCUUCUUUAGUGAAGUGUGUGUUCAUAUCCUUUGCCCAGUUUUUAAUUGGGUUGUUUGUCUUUUUGUGGUUGAAUGCUCUCCUUUUAAUUUGUAGGAGAUAUUGAGUACUGUGUGGAGAAGGAGGGCCGCAGGUGGUCAUCAGGAUUCACCUUCUCUGCUUUCGUCUCUUGUAGCACAUGUAUCAUGGCUGAUGUUUUGUGACAUUUUUCAAGAGUGCAUGAUUCAGCAGUUUACAAAAUUCUAGGCAGAGGAACCAAAGCUUUCAGUGUCAGAUUUACAGAGUGAUUCAAACAAUAUCACUUCUUCUCUUUGUGUUUUAUAUUCUCCACUUACAAAAUGGAGAUUAUAGAAUUGUCCUUGAAUAUCUGUUAAAAGCAUUGCAAAGAUUUGUGCAUAUGUAUCAUUGGGAGUUUAAAAUUAUUCAGUUUAAUUAAAAAUAAGACUUUAUUGAGCAUCUUUUUUUGUGUGUACAAGACUUUUUUUUUUCACAAGGUGUUAUUGAUCAUGUUAGGAAGACAAGACGUGGUAAUGGAUUAGAUGUUUUGUAGAAAGAGUAGUUUUCAUUUGCUGUCUGCCACAGGUUUUAAAGGAGUAUAAACCACCCAUGUAGAAAAUUUCCUAGCAUCUUCUGCUCUCAGAAGGGUGUAUUCAGCUUUCAAUAGAGUUCACGAAAUGCCACUAUAAUACAUUGUGCCUGAUAUUUUAAUAUAUAAAAUGGUUAUAUAAUAAAAGGCUAUAUGUGAUUUAAUGUCAAAAUAAGGAAUACAGAAAGAAUGUAUUUUGUUCUGAGAUAAAUUAUGGCAGAUAAGUGAGUGGUAAUUUUGGAAGAUAAAUGAAUGGCAAUAUGGCUUAGUCCUGGCUUCAACCUUACUAGCUGUGUGAGCUUGGGCAAUUUACUUAACCCCUCUGGGCAUCAGUUUCCUUAUUAUAAAAUGGGGAUAAUUAUGGUCUAACUCACAGAGUUGUUAUGAGGAUUAAAUGACUUAGGAUAUAUACAGUGCUUGAAACAGUACCUGAUUUAUGUAAUGUAAUCUAAGUGCUGUUUUGCUGUUUGCUAUCAUUAUUAUUGCUAUUAAUUGAUGGCGGCCCUCUAGAAGAGAGCAGAAAUGAGCUAGACCUGAAUGAAACUCUGCAGGACAAAAGAAAUACCCAAGAAAUGUAAGAAGUUAUUUUUCUUCAGAUAUUCUUUCUAAGGUGGCUCAGGUAAAUGUGGAGAGAAUGCAGAUGGCAUGUUUGUACAGGAAGACAGGUGUCACACGGUAGUUAAACACGCAGAUCGUUUGGACUUCCCCAGAGUUCUGCCCAAAUCACAGCCUUGCCAUAGAAUCACUGUAUGACUUUGCGUAUAAUCUUUCUAAGCUUUAGUUGUAAUCUGUAGUACGGGGAUAAUAAUGACGACACCUUAUAGGAUUAUUUUGAGAAUUAAAAGAGAGGAUUUAUGUAAAACAUUAAGCACAUUACCUGGCAAAGAAAAAAACUUUCAGUAAGUGACAGGAAAAAAAAAAAAAUCUGUCGCUGUGGAGUUGAUUCCGAUUUAUGGUGAAUCAUGUGUUACAGAGUAGAACUUGCUCCAUAGGCUUUUCAUGGCUAUAACCUUCAUGGAAAGAUCCCUGGGUGGUGCAAAGGGUUAAGCACUAGACCACUAUCCAUAAAGUUGCUGGCUGAAGCCCACCCAGAGGUACCUUAGAAAACAGUUCUGGCAAUCUAUUUCCAAAAGGUCAUAGCCUUGAAAAUCCUGUGGAACAGUUUUACUCUGCACACAUUGAGUCAUCAUGAGUCAGAAUUGACUUGACGGCAACUACAACAACAAUAACAACAAACUUUAAGGAAGCAUACUGCCGGGCAUUUCUUUCAUGAUACUGCUGGGUAGGUUCGAACUGCAAACCUUUAGGUUAGCAGUUGAGCACAAAGUGUUUGCACCACCCGGGGACCCUCAAUAAUUGAUAACAAAAAAAUCCAAACCCGUUGCAGUCAAGUCAAUUCUGACUCAUAGCCCCUAGUAAUUUAGUACUUUUUAAAAGUAAUUUUAAUGUCAUUGUUAUCAUUAGUAUUAUUCACAUUGGAUCAUUGUGGGAAAUAGCCCUAAAGGUACUGGGGAGAAAAAGAAAGGGGGAGUUGUACAAAUUAUGGCAUACCUUUAAAAAGAAUUUGGACUUGAAUUUUAUGGAGUGGGAUGCCACUAAAGUCUUUUUGAGAGGAAGUGUGUGUGUGCGCGCACGUGUGUGUGCAUGUGCCUGUGUGGGGGUGGGGGGGGAGGUUUUGACAAUGACAUGAGAGGGGCCUUGCAGAAAGCAGUGAUUUGAUUUCAAAUUGAUCUGUUUACACUGUGCAGAUAAUUUGGGGGUUGGGAAAGCAUAGAUGGGCAUAAGGGAACAAAACAGUUUAUACAGUUUUCAGCAAUUAGAAGGAAAUGAGUAAGAGAAAGAAUAUCUCAAAAAAAAAAUUUCUUACAUUUCUUGGGUAAAUCGUAUGUGCCAGGCACUGUGCUAAACCGUUUAUAUCGGUUAUUAUCAGUUUAUGUUAACAGCAACCUUAAGAUGGGCAAUCCUGUUAUUGUCUCCAUUUUAUACAUGGGCAAUCAGUGUCAUAAAGUCAUUACUGUAAAUAAGUUGCCCAAGGUGACACAGAUAGUGCAGUGGAGUCAGCUUGUCCCCCAAUAUCUGUUCUCACCUUUUUGCCAUAAUAAUAAAAAGUUUCAGCUGGACGUGUGGCCACUCAGAGUAAAUACCACAUUUCCAAACCUCCCUUGCAGCUUUGUGUUGCUAAGUUAUGGCCAAAAAAAAAAAAAUGUAUUGAGGGUAACUUUUGGGAACUUUCUUCAGAGAAAGUUGGCUUGUACCCUUUGCCCCUUCUUCCUCCUUUUUCUAUUCUUCCCCUUUUUUUUUGUCACAGGCAUGUGACAAUUGAAGCUUGUCUUAGAUCGUGAAGAUGAGUACUGCACCCUAGGGAUAGUAGAGCAGGAGGCUGGAAGGAGCUGAAUCCCUGUGGGUUUAGGAGAGCAGAGCCUCCAGACCAGCCUUGGAUUGCCAGCUUCAGACAUUCACAUAAGGGAGAAUAAUGAGUUUCUGUCUGGGAUUUCCUGUUGUUUUCAGAAAUUCUAAUUCUCAUUAACACAGAUAACUAAAGGAAGAACUCAUGCUUGGACCUGGGCCCUCUGACCCUGUGCCUAUUGUAACCACUAUGUGUACUGUCUCAUUGAACUCUUGAUCUUGGCAGUCCUCACAUGCCCACCAUUUUUUAUAAAAAAAAAAAAAAAACAACUAGGGAUUACUAAAAACUAACUGUGGCAUUGCGGCUCAGAAAGCCAAAUGCAGUGAGGUUAGGCACAUGUCCAGAAAUUAUUCAGGAAUUUAGUGGUGUAUUCUCUCUACUUUCUUGAGUAAAAAUCAAAAAAGAGAGAGGCUCGAAAGCCCUGCUACCUCCUGCUAGAUGAGUUUUUUUGCGUUUCUUUUAUCUUUGCAAAAAUGUUCCUGAUUCUGAGAAGGUCACUCUGGCACAUAAAUAAAGAAGUUGAAGUGUAGUUUUGUGAGUUGUGUGUUUGUUUUGUUUUUUAAUUAUCCAGAGCUGUAAUUUAUAAAUGACUUUUGGAAAAAUGAGGCUUGUCUUUAAAUAAACUAAGGACCUGUGCAGUCAGUAAAUUCUGGAAAACUUGAUAGAAGAUAAAUGUGCUUUUAGAGGCUGCAGAACUACUACUCUAUGAUUCAUAUUUUGAGCAAUAACUAAAAGAUUUUUUAAUGAUAUCAGUUGAUCAGUUGCUGAUGGGCAAUCCUGGUGUUUGGCCAGAGCUGUUAGGACAUGAACAGUGUUAUAUGUUUGAAGAAAUCCUCCGCCUGAAAUACUUUCUAAAGCAAACAGUUUAAUCAUCAUCAUUAUUUAACCGUGAUGGAGGGUGAGUAGUUUGGAGUGGGUUUUCAGAUAAACUGGGAUUUAUUUUGCCUCUACAUUGGACGGGUUGAAUGAUCACAGAGCUUUGUAUCUCAGUGACCAGUGGAUAGAGGAGUUCUGUUUCAUAAUCAGUGGCAUGUGCAUGUGAUAAAAGGCUUGCUCCUGGAGUGUCUCAAGAUUCUACGGUCUUUCUAAGUCAUGUUCAUUACCAGAGCUCUUCAGACAAGGCACCCAUACAGUACAAAGGUGAAUUAUGUAGAACCUCAAAUGGACAAUACAAUUUUGAAGUAAUAUGAAUGCCUCGCAAUUCAUUAAGAAUCAUGUUAUUUCAAUUCUGGGAGCCACGUGAAUUAUAAACUGUAUUUGCACUGCUUCAACAUAGUGGUUUUAUUUUAGGCGCAAACAGAAAUACUUGCCCCCCCCCCCCCCACCAGGGAUUAGUCUCAAUUAUUUACUUUGUUGAGAUAUUCUGAAUCUUUCUUUAGGAACAGCUUGCAAAUUAAAAAAACUGAACUCACGGUGUAAGAAAUUUUAAUGGUUAUACUUUAAGCAAGGCUUUUUCUCUGCAUUCUCAAUCUGAUGGGACUAUGACAGCUUACAAUGAAAUAUUUUCAGAAACAUAGCCUGCUAAAGCAAACUGGGAUCUAGGGGAUUCAUAUAUACAUUGAAGUCUUGUGGUUAACGGACAGAGCAUGGACUAUGGGGUAAGAAGCCUCCCAGUCCUAGUUCUGUCUUGGAACUUGACUUUGUAAAAUAGGAAAUAAAACAGUGUUCCCUCUUGUUGAGAAGAUUAAAUGUGAUGACAUGCACAAGGUUCUUAUAAACCUCAAAGAAUGAUACAAAUGUUAGAUGUUAUUACACUUAGCCUGUUUUUAUAUAAUAUCUGAAAAUUUUCUUUAAAGCCUCUAAACAUUAUGUUUUUAAGUACUUGAAAUCAAAAUAUAUAGUUCUUUUUAAUAAUUUAUUUUGUUUUUAUUGCUGUUGAGAAUAUACACGGCAGAACGUGCACCAAUUCAACAAUUUCUAUUGAUACAGUUCAGUGACAUUGAUUACAUCCUUUGAGUUGUGCAACCACUCUCACCCUCAUGUUUUUCAGGUUGUUCCUCCCCAUUGACAUAAACUCACUGCUCCCUAAAUUUCCAAUCCGAUCUUUCGAGUUGCUGUUGUCAGUUUGACCCCAUAUAAAUAGUUCUUUAAAGGAGACAUGCUCAAAACAGACAUUCUUUACUACUUAAGCCAAACUAUUGUUAAGUUUUAUGAAGACUUCAGGGGAUAUUUUUGGUUUGAAGAUUACCUCAGGGCAAUAGUUUUAGGGGUUUAUCCAGCCUCCAUGGGUCCAGAAAAUCUGGAUUCCAUGAGAAUUUGAAAUUCUAUUCUGGAUUUCUCCCUUUUUGAUCAGGAUUCUCCUAUAGAAUCAUUGAUCAACAUGCCCAGUAAUGCUAGCUGGACACCAGUACAUAUAGUUUUAAAAGGAUUUAUUUCUCAAGUCAUGUCUACUCAAGGAGAAUGGAUGCACUUGGUUGAUACUGGCUGUACUACUUUUGCAGUGAAGCUUAAGGCAGAAAAUUAAGAUGAAAGUCUCAUAGCUUUCAGUUGAACACACAGAGCCAUUUUCCUCUUUCAGUAGUCCUUAUAUAGAAUCAUAGCAGCUUGGAGCCGGAAGAGAAUUUGGUGAUUAGUUAAGCCAAUUCCUUCAUUUUAUAGUUAAGUAAACUGAGUUCCAGAGAUGAAGCACUUUUCCUAAGGACAUGUGCUAGUAAACUGCAGAAAAGGCAGUUAAAGAACUUCCUGCAUCCCAAGUCAGUGCUUAUUUCACUUUGCCAUUAUUUUUUAAAUCAUUGAUUUUAAUAUAUUUAAAAAUUUUAAGGUCAUUUUCCACUGUCAAGGGACCAUUUGAAAUUAAAUCCGACUUCAAAAAAUGUUACCAUUAAAGGUACCUGGGAGUCAUAAGUGCUUAAGAGAAAAAAGUUUAGAAGAAAGUAAAAACCAAGCCCAGUAAAAGCCUCAUUAAUCUAAACUCUAUUAAGCAAGGAUUGUGAAUAGUGCCUGAACUAAAAUUUGCUUUUGCUUCCAGAAUUCUUUCUUCAUUGCCUAUGCAAACUAAUAACCUGAGCAAGAUUAGAAAGGAAUGUUUUAAAUGGUUAAAAGAAUAAUUCUGAGCAGCCUUCAGUAGGAGGGAAUAUACUGAUUAACAUGAGAGACAUACUAAUUACAGGCAGCCUUAUCUGGUCAUUACAGCAGGUCCCCUACCCAAACCCAGUGCCCUCAAAGGGCCUUUCUUUUUAGGGGGGAACCUGAAAGUAACACAUUUGCUUUUCUUUACAGUUAUUCAGUAAUUAAGAAUUCCACAAAUUUAAGUCAUUUUCUAAUGGCACUGCCCUUGUUAAACAAUUGGCUUGAAAUCAAAUAACUGUAGAUUUCCUGAUAUAUAGUACAUAGUAGAUGCUAAUGUAUGAAAAAGAAAGAUGGUGGCUAAGUUUGUUAGAAAGCGUUAUCCUUUCUAGUGUUUCCACAGUAUAGUUUUGUUGAGAAAAUAACAAAUGUAUAAUCUUUUACCUUUAUUCUUAUUUAUUGAUUCAGGCCUGAGGCUCAUAUUGAUCUCUGUUCCUAAGUUAAUGGAAGUAACAACCUUCUUAGAUCUCAAGACUGUUCUUUUUUUUUCUUUGAUGGAGCAAGGGAUAAGAAAAUUUGUCUCUUCUAUUGAUGUGAAGAUUAUAGCCUUACACAGAAAGGAGAUAUCAGCAGUUCCAUUUUUCAGAGACUAUAGCCCAUAUUUAAAUUGCAUCAGUUUUGUUUUGCCCCAAGUAGGACAAUCAGAUAUUCAAAUGAUAUGUUAUUCUUGUUACUUAGAAAAAGACUAAUUAUGUAGGCAUCGUUAUAUAGGUAUUGAUGUAGCGUCUUUUGUUCCCUGUUGAAAUAGUCUGCUUAGGUAUCAUCAGUACCAAACAACUGGUUAGUGGUUGUGCCAUUUAAUUUUUAUCAUGUUUUAUUUUUCCUGAUCUGUAAAUAACAUUAAGCAAAGAUGAAAACAGUCUGUGGUUCAGACUUCAUCAUUUGGACCUAAGAAACCAGUCAACCUUUUUUCAUUAGGUAGAAGGAAACCCAUUGCCAUCGAGUCGAUUCCGACUCACAGCGUCUCUGUGAAACAGAGAACUGCCCCAUAGGGUUUCCAAGGAGCGGCUGGUGGAUUUGAACUGCCAGCAUUUUGGUUAGCAGCCAAAUGCUUAACUACUAUGCCACCAGAGCCGCAGAUGGAAGGAAGGGUGAACUGUAUUCGCUCUUGUGUCUUUCUGCCUCUUUCUUUUUAAAGUUUUUAUCUGAAUGGAAUAACUCCUUGCCUCGGUAAUAUAUUUGGUCCUUGGCUUGUUUUUUCCUUUCUACCUUUUUCUAGACCCCAAAGGAAUGUUGUUUUGAUAUAUGUUAUGCCCAGGAAAUAAUUUCCAACUCUUAGGUCCUUCUCGUUAACACAACCAGGUAAGAAGUAGUACGAGAUUUAAGUUGCAGAACAUUGUCUGCAUCUGCUUCUUCCUGCCAUCACUCUGUUGGACACUACUGCCCAGAAAGUCAGCAUCAGUCUCCUUGUUGCCAUAGCCAGGGGAGGUAUUUUAGUUUUUAAUUAGAUGUAUCUGUGAUAUUUGAUGCUGUUAAGCACUGUUCUUGACACUUCCUCCUCCUUUGAUGCCCUUAUCAUUAUUCUUUCCUAGUUUCUGUUUUCUUUCUCUCAGACAUUUGUGCAACAAAUAUUUAUGGAGCUACUUGCUAGGUCCUGUGGAUUUAAGUGGUGAACAAAGGCACAUUCCCUACCCUCGAAGAGAUUACUAUUAAGGAAGGAGAGAGGCAAGUAAGGUGUAAACAACUUUAAGCUUUCAUCCCUGCUAGUCUGUGUGCCUGGGGUUAUCUUCUCUCAUUCUCUAUCUCUCUCUGUCUCUGUCUCUCUCUCUCACACAUACACACACACCUGACUCAAAGUAUUAUAUUUGAGGAUUGAAAAACAUAGCUCAGAUAUUUAAGGAGUAAAUGCAUAAACGUUUUCUUUUAUUGCAAGGCCUGGGUUCUAAUCUUGCUCUGCCAUUUUUCCAGCCAUGUGAAUGAGUUAUAAUUGAACAUCUCUAGAGCUCUUUUUUCCUCAUUUUUAAUAAUCUGUGUACUUUAUCUCAUUGCUGUGAGCAUUAUAUGAUUUAGUAAUAUUAUAACAAGAUAAAGUAGUUUUACUUCCUUCAGCUCUUUCUCCUUGGUCCCUUCCUGGCUCUUCUUCCUUGUCUCUCUCCUUUUCUUUAUUUCUUUCCUUUUCUUUCUACUUCUAUUUCAUUCCUUUCCACCAAGGGUGGAAGUAUAUUUUAAUAUUGUACGUAGACAAUGCAGUUUUACAUUCACAGUUCUUAACUUGUGAAAUGAGUUUUGUUUUUUAUUUCAUUGCAGGGGGGAAGAAUAUACAAUAUUUACGCAUAGUGGUUUGGGGGGGUUGUUUGUUUUAUUUUUGUUUUUUGGUAUGGUCCAUAGUAGGAAGGGAAGAGGCAUAUUGAUCUUCAAAGGAAAAUGCUGUGUUUAUCUGCAGUUUUAAAGCCCAUAUAUCCACCAUCUAGAUUCUUCUGUAAAUAUUUCAUUAUACUUCCUUUAUCAUGUAUACAUCUAUCUACUGAUACCUGUAUUCCUCCAUCAACCUAUCCUAUAUUUUGAUGCAUUUCAAAUUACGUUACAGACAUGAGUACAGUUGUUUAACUUUUUAAAAAAGUGCCAGUUUUCCAAAGUGGUUAUACUAUUUUAGCCUUUGUUUCUGACCCUUCUAAUUAUUUGCCAACUCUAUCCAUAGGGAAUACUAUGGGUAGAGUCUCAAGUUUUACCUUAUCACAGAGUGCAGGAAGUAAGACAAGUAAACUGGAAAGAAACUUCAUUCUACUAAAAAAACUAUCUGAAAGAGCUGAAGACAGUUAGGAAAUGGAGAAAUUUUAAGCAAAGUCUUAUAUAUAAAAUUUAUAUAUGGGAAAGCUUUGUUAAUAAAAAGAAAAAGCAGCAGAUAUAUGACUGGUAAAUCUGUUGUUAGCAAACCACAGAUAACAUCUUAAGAAUCCUAUGCUUAAAAGAUGCUUGAUUUGAUAAUUAAGAUACUUAUAAAUGGAAGUUUGUUAUAUUUAUAGCUUUCUUUAUUGUUUAUAUUUAAGUAUGGUUCUCAGAGAGCUUGCUUGGUAGAUUACUCUGUGUUGGGAUUGAACUAGAUGAUCUCUAAAGCCUUCUCCGGAUCUAACACCCUAUGAUUCAUUGAUUAUGUGAAUUAAUUCUAAUUAUUGAGGUUGAAUUCAAAUUUACGCACCAACCACUAGGGCCAAAGAUGAAGAAAUAGAAGAUUUUUUCAGCUGCUACAGUCUGAAAUUGAUUGAACAAGCAGUCAAGAUGCAUUGAUAAUUACUGGCGGUUGGAAUGCAGAAGUCAGAAACAAAGAAGAAGGCUCAGUAGUUGGAAAAUAUGGCCUUGGGGAUAGAAACAGUGCCGGAGAUUGAAUGGUAGAAUUUUGCAAGAUCGACAACUUCUUCAUUGCAAAUACCUUCUUUCACCAACAUAAACGGCAACUAUACACAUGGACCUCCCCAGAUGGAACACACAGAAAUGAAAUCAACUACAUCUGUGGAAAGAGAUGAUGAAAAAGUUCAAUAUCAUCAGUCAGAACAAGGCCAGGGGCCAAAUGUGGAAUGGACCAUCAAUUGUUCAUAUGCAAAUUCAAGCCGAAACUGAAGAAAAUCAGAGCAAGCCCACGAGAGCCAAAAUAUGACCUUGAGUGUAUCCCACCUGAAUUUAGAGACCAUCUCAAGAAUAGAUUUGACGCACUGAACGCUAGUGACUGAAGACCAGACGAGUUGCAGAAUGACAUCAAGGACAUCUUACGUGAAGAAAGCCAGAGGUCACUGAAAAGACAGGAAAGAAAGAAAAGACCAAGAUGGAUGUCAGAGGAGACUCUGAAACUUGCUCUUGAAAGUCGAGCAGCUAAAGCAAAAGGAAGAAUUGAUGAAGUAAAAGAACUGAACAGAUGAUUUCAAAGGGCCUCUCGAGAAGACAAAGUAAAGUAUUAUAAUGACAUGUGCAAAGAGCUGGAGAUGGAAAACCAAAAGGGAAGAACGCGCUUGGCGUUUCUCAAGCUGAAAAAACUGAAGAAAAAAUUCAAGCCUCGAGUUGCAAUAGUGAAGGAUUCCAUGGGGAAAAUAUUAAACGAUGCAGGAAGCAUCAAAAGAAGAUGGAAGGAAUACACAGAGUCAUUAUAUCAAAAAGAAUUAGUUGAUAUUCAACCAUUUCAAGAGGUGGCAUAUGAUCAGGAACCGAUGGUACUGAAGGAAGAAGUUCAAGCUGCUCUGAAGGCACUGCGAAAAACAAGGCUCCAGGAAUUGAUGGAAUAUCAAUUGAAAUGUUUCAACAAACAGAUGCAGUGCUGGAGGUGCUCACUUGUCUAUACCAAGAAAUAUGGAGGACAGCUUCCUGGCCAACUGACUGGAAGAGAUCCAUAUUCAUGCCUAUUCCCAAGAAAGCUGAUCCAACCGAAUGUGGAAAUUAUAGAACAAUAUCAUUAAUAUCACACCCAUGCAAAAUUCUGCUGAUGAUCAUUCAAAAAUGGCUACAGCAGUAUAUCCACAGGGAAAUGCCAUAAAUUCAGGCUGGUUUCAGAAGAGGACGUGGAACCAGGGGUAUCAUUGCUGAUGUCAGAUGGAUCCUGGCUGAAAGCAGAGAAUACCAGAAGGAUGUUUACCUGUGUUUUAUUGACUAUACAAAGGCAUUCGACUGUGUGUAUCAUAACAAACUAUGGACAACACUGCAAAGAAUGGGAAUUCCAGAACACUUAAUUGUACUCAUGAGGAACCUUUACUUGGAUCAAGAGGCAGUUGUUUGGACAGAAUAGGGGAUACUGAUUGGUUUGAAGUCAGGAAAGGUGUGCGUCAGGGUUGUAUUCUUUCACCAUACCUAUUUAAUCUGUAUGCUGAACAAAUAAUACGAGAAGCUGGACUAUAUGAAGAAGAAUGGAGCAUCAGGAUUGGAGGAAGACUCAUUAACAACCUGCGUUAUGCAGAUGACACAACCUUGCUUGCUGAAAGUGAAGAGGACUUGAAGCACUCACUAAUGAAGAUCAAAGACCACAGCCUUCAGUAUGGAUUACACCUCAACAUAAAGAAAACAAAAAUCCUCACAACUGGACCAAUGAGCAACAUCGUGAUAAAUGGAGAAAAGGUUGAAGUUGUCAAGGAUUUCAUCUUACUUGGAUCCACAAUUAACAGCCAUGGAAGCAGCAGUCAAGAAAUCCAAGUACGCAUUGCAUUGGGCAAAUCUGCUGCAAAGGACCUCUUCAAAGUGUUGAAGGUCAAAGAUGUCACCCUGAAGACUAAGGUGUGCCUGACGCAAGCCAUGGUAUUUUUAAUCACAUCAUACGCAUGUGAAAGCUGGACAAUGAAUAAGGAAGACCGAAGAAGAGUUGACGCCUUUGAAUUGUGGUGUUGGUGAAGAAUAUUGAAUAUACCAUGGACUGCCAAAAGAACGAACAAACCCGUCUUAGAAGAAGUGCGGCCAGAAUGCUUCUUAGAGCAUGGUGAGACCGCAUCUUACAUAUUUUGGACAUAUUGUCAGGAGGGCUCAGUCUCUGAAGAAGGAUAUCAUGCUUGGCAGAGUACAGGGUCAGCGGAAAAGAGGAAAACACUCAACGAGGUGGGUUGACACAGUGGCUGCAACAAUGAGCUCAAGCAUAACGAUUGUAAGGAUGGAGCAGGACCGGGCAGUGUUUUGUUCUGUUGUGCAUAGGGUCACUAUGAGUCGGAACCGUCUCGACGGCAGCUAACAACAACAACAACAACAGCAUUGAGGUUGAAGAUAAUGUCUCAUCUUGGAUCUAUAAAGGUUAUAUAGAGUUGUCAAAUAGCAGUGUGACCUCCAGGAAUGAAAUCUGGUGAAGAAUAUUGUCAAUACAAGGACUGAUACACAUUUGUCAUCACACAUAUACAAUGUCAUAGCAUUAUUGAAAGUAUUACAAGAGAUAAGGUACAUAAAGUGCUUAGUAUAGUACCUGGCAACACUAAGUAGUAUGUUAAGUAUUUGCUGUCACCACCACUGCCAUCUCUGUGGAUUCAGCAGAGGAGACCCUACAAUAGGUCAUCUUUGUCUUCCAAAUAAAAAAAAAAAAAAUAGUAUACAGUUAAUGUGUUGCUAUUAAGUGAUAAGUUUUGUGAAAUAGGACGUUAUUUGCUUUGGAUGUUGUGUGAACACCAUAUUGUAUACUGUGUAGAGUUCACCUCUAGGCAUAGCUGGUGGAAGCAAUCUUUGGUCUGGAUAGAGAGCACAUCCUGCACGUUGAGUGUGUAUCACCGACCAUUCUCCACAUAAGUCAGUUGGACCCCAAAGGCGAGGCUGAGAUCUUGAUAUUUGGAUGGCCUUGUUAACAGAAGGGCAGAGCCAUGAUGAUCAUGAACUUGGCAGACUGUCACUGCCAGUGCUGGGUGCAAAGUUGCGAGUAGGGCCCUGCCCUGGAGGCCUACACCCGGCAGGCUCCAGAGACAGCCCAGGAGGCUGGCACUCAGCAGGCUCUGAAUGCUGCACAGGUCUGGGUUACCAAGCUUUGAACGUAGUUCUUGCCCUGGGGUGGGAGCCAUGCAGAGGUUAAAGUGGAAGCCCUGUUCUUAUACCCCCUGGGUUAAGAAUGACGGGGUAGAGUUCAUUCUUUCCCUGUGGUAAAUGUUUGCAAACAUGAAUUUAAAGAGUUCUAAUAAGGAGUUGACUUUCAAAAAAUAAAUAAAUAAAAUAACCACGGACGUGUAUGCGGUCAAAUGUUGCCUGAACGGACGUUAUGCGGUGCAUGACUGUGUGCUUCUUAAGUUACUAGAGAGAAUGUAACCAAUUAUCUAAUCAGAAAAUGUGUGGUUUCAUCCUACUUUGGUUAGUAGUAUCUUGGAUCUUAAAAGCUUAUGAGCAGCCAUCUAAGAUAUAUCUAUUGGUUUCAUCCCGUCCAGAGCAAAGGAGAAUGAAGAAAACCCUAGACAUAAGGAAAAUAGUAGUCCAAAGUACUAAUGGACCACAUGAACCACAGCUUCCAUUAGCCUGAGCCCAGAAGAACUAGAUGGUGCUUCGCUACCACCACUGAGGGCUCUGACAAGGAUCACAAUAGAGGGUCAUGAACAGUGGGAGGAAAAAUGUAGAACAAAAUUCAGAUUCACAAAAAAAGACCAGAUUUACUGAUCUGACAGAGACUAGAGGAACCCCUGAGACUGGAGCCCCUGGACACCCUGCUAACUCAGAACUGAAGCCACUCCCAAAGUCACCUUUCCAAAGAUUAGACAGGCCUAUAAAACAAACAACAACACAUGUGAGCAAUUUGCUUCUUAGUUCAAUCAAGUAUAUGAGACCAAGUGAUCAACACCUGCCCAAAAGCAAAGACGAGAAGGCAGGAAAGGACAGGAAAACUGGAUGAACAGACAUGGAGAACCUGGGUGUAAAGGGAAAGGGGGACAGUGCUGACACUUUGUGGGGAUUGCAACCAAUGUCACAAAACAAUUUGUGUAAAUUUUUGAACGGGAAACUAAUUUGUCCUGCUCUAAACUUUCACCUAAAGCGCAAUAAAAUUAAAAACAGAAAAUGUGUAUGUUCCUGGUGGGUAUAAACUCAAGUAUUUAGAAUCAUUCUAAAGCCAACCAUUACAACCUGAGUUUAAUCUGUUUAACACAAAAAGAAAGCUGUUUCAUAAGACCCUAAAACAGAUAAAUGCUAAACAGUCUUAUAAAAUGAAAAUGCUGUAGCAUCAAAUAUUAAUAUUUUGCUAGCAGCAGGCAGCCCAAAUGUUAAUGGCUGCUAUGUAUUUGAAGGCCUACUCAACUGCGAAUUUUAUUAGGACCAUUUCUCAGGGCUGGAGUUAUAAAUGGGCUUAUAAAUGAGAAAUUAGCCACGUCUCUAGGGAUCAGCAGGUUCUUUGAAAUCUUAAUUAACCAAUCACACUGAUCGUCUCCUCUUUAAAUUGCCUACACUUGGUUAAAUGCUGAAGAAAACAUUGUCCAACGGGAAACAGCUUAAAUAAUGGGAACACUAUACUUUUAUGUUGAAAUAAAUAUAAUCAUAAAAUGAAAAAUAAAAGAAAUCAUGGUUCAUAUUUGACUGUUUGAAUGUUUUCUUUUGUCCAUUGCACUUUAAAAAAAAUUUUCACUGCUAAACUAGGAAAAUGUUUUAAAAAUCAGAAAUAAAUAUAAGAAACAUAGGAUGUUUUGUAUCUUACUGAUCAUUACUAACAGUAUGGCUUUUGAACUACCACCUUAUUUUCUCCUACAUAGAAAAUCACAGAUUGACACAAUAAGAAAUAAGAAAAUUAACUUGUAACAAAAUAUAAGUAAAUUGAUGCAUUGUAAAGUGAUAUGUAGAAAAGAUAAUUGAUGGGGUAGAAUGAAAAUAUACAGGUGAAAAUUUAGUAAUUCUUUUAAUUGCAUAUCUUUUUCCAGUGAUACCAAAUUAUAUUUUCCAGGAAUUGUCUUACUCUUUAGUGUAUAAUUUUCAGUACUUUAUACAUAUUAGGUUUUCCAGUAUUAACUAUUAAAUGAAAAACAGAAAGAUAUAACAGUCAUUUAAAUCAGACAAGUUUCUAGAAAUAACAUAUGAAGACCAAAUUUAACAAACAUCUUGCCUUCUAUAUUCCAGGCAUAUUUGCAUAAUUUUCAUGUUUAAUCUUUAAGACAAUAUAGUAAAAUAGAAGGAGAGUCAGGAAUAGGAGGAGAAAAUGGAUUGUGUGGCUGAUCGCCCCCAUGAACAACUGCCUCCUUGGCCAUAAGACCAGACCCGAAUGGAUGCUUGGCUACUAUUACUGGAUGUUUUGAUUAGAUUCUAUAGAAGAAUCCUGAUCAAAAGGGGAAAAAUACAGAAUAGAAUUUCAGAUUCUUAUGGAAGCCAGACUUUCUGGAGCCACUGAAGUUGGAUGAAGUCCUAAAACUACUGCCCUGAGAUAAUCUUUAAACCAAAAUAUUCCCUGAAGUCUCCUCAAAAUCAAAUAAUAGUCUAGCUUAAUCGCUAAAGAAUGUCUGCCUUAAGCAUUAUACUCUUUUAAGAACUAUCUAUAUGGGAUCAAAUUGACUACAGCAACUUGAAAAAUUAGAUAGGAAACUUAGGGGGCAGCAGGUCUAUGCUAAUGGGGGAGGAACAAUUCUGAAAAGGAGGAUGAGAAUGGUUGCCCAAAUUGAAGAAUGUAAUCAAUGUCCCUGGAUUGUUUGUGUAGAAAUUGUUGAAUUAGUGUAUGUUUUGCUGUGUAUAUUCUCAACACAACAACAGUAACAAAAUAAAUCAUUAUAAAAGACAAUAUAAUAUAGCAAGCUAGAAGAAUGUAUUUCAGGCUGGAGGAAUAACAUGUAUAUAAAGACUUGGUUAUAAUGUAGCAUGGCAUAUUGAAUAAGAUCAAGGAAGACUUUUUAAAUUAAUUUUUAUUGUUCUUUAAGUGAGAGUUUACAAAUCAGGUCAGUCUCUCAUAUAAAAAUUUACAUACACUUUGCUAUACACUCCUAAUUGCUCUCCCUUUAAUGAGAUAGCACAGUUCUUCUGUCCACUCUCUCUCCUCAUGUCCAUUUGGGUAGCUUCUGACCUCCUCUGCCCUCUCAUCUCCCCUCCAGACGGGAGAUGUCAACAUAGUCUCAUCCAAGAAGUUCAUUCUUCACCAAUAUCAUUUUCCAUCCCAUAUUCCUGUCUCAUCUCUGUCUGAAGAGUUGGCUUUGGGAAUGGUUCUCAAGGAAGUCUUAAUGCUAAACUGUGGUAAGCUAAUUUGGAGAAAGGAAGAUGAGGAGGCUAGAAUGAUGGAUCAGGGUAUGAUAUGUGUGUGUAGGGGUGGAGGGGAUUCAAUGGCAAAGGAGCCCGAAGGAGUUUGGACAUUAUUCAUUAGGUCAGGGGUUCUUGGAUGGGCUUUAGGGCAUUUGUGAACCUCUUGAAAUUACAUGCCAAAAAAAAAAAAAAAAAGUAUAUGCACGCACAUUUCCUAGGGAAAGGGUCCAUAGUUUCCAUGAGAUUCUUUAAUCCCACAAACGUUAAGAAUUACUAGCAGUACACACAAAAAAGCCAUUUAUAGAUUUUAAUUAGAUAAUGCUGGGAUCUGAAUUGUUUAGUUUGUUUGCUUUUUAAGAAAGAUAAUUUUGGCAGCAAGAUUGGAGAUCAGUGUUGUUUUUAGGUGCUACUGAGUCGGUUUCGACCCAUGGCGACCCUGUAUACAACUGAACGAAACACUGCCAGGUCCUGCACCAUCCUCACAAUUGUUGCUAUGUUUGAGCCUAUUGUUGCAGCUACUGUGCCAAUCCAUCUUGUGGAGGGUCUUUAAAUGGAUGUAUUUUUGGGUACGCAAAUUAUAUAUCAAUAAUAUGUUAAAAAAAGGGGGAGGGUUAUAAUAAUCUAGGCAGAGGAAGUUCCUGAAAUAAUGUAGUGGCAAUGGGAAUGGAGAAAUGAUGAUGGAUUUUUGAAGAGGAGAAAAAGGAGCCCUGGUGGCAUAGUGGUUAAGGGCUCGGCUGCUAACCCAAAGGUCAGCAGUUCGAAUCUACCAGUCGCUACUUGGAAACCCUAUGGGGCAGUUCUCCUGUAUCUUGUAGGGUCCCUGUGAGUUGGAAUCAACUUGACGGUAAUGGGUUUGUGUUUUGUUUUUUUUAAUGAGAAAGAACAAAUAGGAUUUCGUAAACUGAUUUGAUACUAAUGGUCAGGGAGGAAGAUGCAUAUAUGGGGGCUCCCAGGCUUCUGGCUUGGGGAACUUAUUGGAGAGUAGCGCCAUUCACCACAACGGGGCAGGAAUAUGGGGAGGAAAUACUGCUUUGAGAGAAAGAUAAUGAGUUUUUUAUUUUGUUUUGGCAAACUGAGUUUGAGGUGCCUGUGGGGCAACCAGGUAGAGAUUCUCAGUAGGCAAUUUGAAAUGUGGGUUUGAAGCCUGGAGUCAUUAAGUUGGGAACUGAUAGUGAAUGGCUUAAAGUAGAGGCCUUGGGCAUGUACAAAAAUAGGCAAAGAGUGUGUUGGUUAGGAAGAAAAAAGGGCCAAAGACAUGUAAGAAUUUUGUAAGAUAUUUGAUGACAGAGGAGACUGAGAAGAAGCUGCAAAGAGGUGAGCAGACAAUCAAACAACGUGUUUUGUGAGCCCAAGAGAAAAAGGUUCAGGGAGGGAAUGACUGGCUUUGUCAAACUCUGACUACUUCACAGAAGGUGAGCGCUGAAAAGUAUCCUUUGUGUUGAUAAUUUUGAGGUCAUGGUAAUCUUAAUAAGCAAUUCAGUGGUGCCUCGAGGGUAGAAACCAUAAGAGCUUCAAAGGAGAGUUUCUUUAAAGAUAGAGUUAACUUUAUAACAGGCAAACUUGUUUUCCCUAUUUCUUUUAUGCCUUAAUGCUUUUUUCUUUAAUUCAUGCAUUUCCAAUCCAUGGUGCUUCGUCUUCUUUUUAUAUCACAUGUGCUUUAAUCCAGGUUGAUUUUUCCUUUUCAUAACUAAAAAUAGCAUUGCAAACUAUAGCAUCUGUGUUAUACACAUUAGCAUUCUCAAAUGAUGUAAAUCUCUAACUCCACACACAAAAAAGGAUCUAUAUCAGAUUCUGUUUAUAAAGUCAGGAAAAUUCCUUUCAUCAGACUAAACUCUUAUAUUUCCGAAGUACUUUCAGAAAGAAAAUAGUAAUUAAGGAAAAAAGACUGUUUCGUACUCAGCAAAGAUUUCAUACUUCGUCCUAUCAUCAUUUGGGGGUAGUUGGCCAUAACACAGCCAUAUGACCAAAGUUAGGAUCAUGGCAUCAUUGUCUUACAUCCAUAUUUUAGAGCCCAUCUUUGACGAUUCUGUGUCACGUUUGUCCAAAAAUUCUUUCCCAAGGGAGUUAGGUAUUCUCUUCUUUCCUGUCUAUCUACAUUCCCUCGAAUAGGAAGUUUCAGGGCUCCUUGACCAUUACUCACACAUACAUCUAUGUUUGCCUGUCAUGAGCAAAAGUUUAGGAAAUGAUUCUAUGAUAUUCACUAUUUUUUUUUUUUUAAUUCUGAUUGUGAUCCACUGUGUUGAGUAGUAAGUGACAAUCAUGACUCAGUAAUGGAAGUUCUUAAAAGCACGUGAAAGAGCUCUAAGGAUGAUCAUGUAUUUUCUAACACCAAUCUAUUCACCAUGAACCAGGCUUAGAAGCUUUUGACUGUGAUCGGAAAGCUUCAAGGGUUGCCCGACUUUCAGGUGCUAGAAUUAUUGCCCUCAUGGUAUAGAGAGCAAAAGAAUUCCAAAAAAUUAAAAAAAAAAAAAAACCCAUUGCUGUCACAUGGAUUUUAACUCAUAGUGACCCUGUAGGACAGAGUGGAACUGCCCCAUAAUUUCAGGCAGUAAUAAUAUCCACUGUGAGUUAAAUAUUUACUAUGUGUCAGACUCUAUGAUACAUAAUAUUUAAUCUUAGGACGAUUUGAAAAUUAAAAUUAGCAUCACCAUAUUGGUGGGGGAGUGGCGUAGAUAAUGAAGAAAAUGAAGCUUAGGGACAUUAAGUAACUCGUUCAGGAGUACAUAGUUUUUAAGUGGGAAUUCUGGCUUUGAAUCCGGAUCUACUCCUGUAAAGAUUACAGCCUGGGAAACCCUAUGGGGCAGUUCUAAUCUGUCGUAUAAGGUUGAUACGAAUCAAAAUCCACUCAAACAGCACAGACCACCCCACAAGAAACUUUAAAUUAUGUAUGUGGUUUUCAUGUAUUUCCAUGGAUCAGUAUUUAGUCUAGAUCAAUAACACAGCCACCCCACUCAGUCUAGCUUUUAAAUAUGUUCUCUUAUCUAAGUUCAGCACUCCUACCCUCUGAGAGGGCCAAAUUUUGCUCAGUCUUUUCUUUUGAGCCCUGUCAUCCCUGCAACCCAGCUUGAAGGAGAAUUUAAUGUUUUACUGGACAGAUAGGGCACAUUAAAGAAAAUCAGUCAGGUUUGUUCCAAUUGAAGGUGAGGACAGAAUGUCUUUUUGGUGAGGUGGGGAGACCAGGCUGGUGGGGCCCAGAGGCAAUGGAUUUUCUGAGGCAAUGAAUUUUUCUGUGAAGGAAGAUUAAGAAAGUUUAGCAAAGUUCAGAUUUUUCCCAUAAUAACUACUUCAGUGGUUUUGGUUCUCUUUGAAAUAUCAAAUUCUUCCAAGAUACUUUUGCUCAUUAUUUUUCAGUGCCCCUGUUUUGUUGGUGCACUAAGCACAUGUUUAGUCACAGUGUAUGGUUUACCUCCAAAGACUCCCAGACUCCUUGGUGAGUCCAAUCCUGAGGGGCGGGACGGCAGACUCUCAGUCCCUGAGCCGCAGGGCUAAGCUUCUGUGGUUGGUUGGUCGCAGGCAACAAGAUAAAAGUUACUGGUGAAAAUUGUUUCAAAGAAAGUGGACUGAGUAUCAUUUUGUGUGUCUGUGUAUUAAAGAAAUUGCUGUUAAAUUGUUUUCAAUGGAAAAUUCUCUAUUUUAAGGAAUACAAUAUGGAAAAGAAGAAAAAUAAAAAUUUCCAAUUAGUUUACAAUAAAUAAAGACUUGACUAACAGUUUGUUCAAAGGUGCACCUUAUAAUCAAAUACUAUAGUGUCUGCUAGUUACUUAAAAAAAAAAAAAAACUCCUCGUCAAGUUGAUUCCGACUGAAAGCAAUCCUAUGGGACAGAGUGGAGCUGCUCCACAGGGCUUCCAAGGAGUGGCUGGUGGAUUCGAACUGCCAACCUUUUGGUUAGCAGCCAAGCCCUUAACCACUGCACCACUAGUUACUUAGUUUAUGAAAUUUCAACAAAAAACUUUAAACCCUUCAGUGAUCGAAAAAUAAGUGCUUAAGUGCAAGUGCUAACAUUUAUUUCCUGAUUAAUAAAAUUAAUUUGUUAAAAAUGCGUAACCCAUAAUUUUUUGUUUUUCCUGAAUUGGCAGUUGUAUAUAAAGGGUAGGAAACCCUGGUCACGUAGUGGUUAAGUGCUACGGAUGCUAACAGAAGGGUCAGCAGUUCGAAUCCGCCAGGUGCUUCUUGGAAACUCUGGGGGGCAGUUCUACUCUGUCCUGUAGGGUUGCUAUAGGGUUGCUAUGACUUGGAGUCGACUCAACAGCACUGGGUUUUGGGGUUUUCAUAUAAAGGGUGCUUGUCCCCAGUCCACCACACUCACUCCACCUUUCCAAAUGUGCCCUGAGGCAGCCGCCCCACUCAUACACCUCCACACAAACAUUUGCAGUAUAAAUGCCAGAGAAAUCAACCUUCUGAUAAGGCACAGCACAGUACAAAAGUCUCAGGUGUAAGUUUAGGUCAUUAUGCUAAUUUUGAAGCCCCUUUGUCCUGUGACCAGGAAUGUUUUUCAAGAUGUUGAUUGAUUCAUGGUCUAUAGUAUUUCAUCAGCAGGGAAACAAUGUUGAUUAAGUAAACAUUCUCAGCAUCUUUGUCAUUUAUUCACAGAAAAGAAUCUUUAUCUGUUCUCUGCCUUCAUGUCUUUGGGGACCUCAGACUAGUCGGCUAUAUCUUAAUUUGAUCUUAUUUUCCAGGACAUCAAUUCAGUUUUUCUGUGCCUCACAGACUUGGUAUUCUCAUUAAUGAUAGUGUCUGUCCACUGUUAUCUAGAUGUCCUCGUUUUUCCUCUGUAUUUUAUAGUUUAGACUAGAUCUUUCUGAUUCUAUUCAUAGCCGUGUCCGUAGCUCUUAACCAACAUUUUCUCAUUCUUAUUGAGUAAAUUUAACACAGCUUGCUUGAGAAGUCAAAUUUGACUAGUUCGUAUUAAAUGUGGUACCUUUCCUACCAAAGUAUUUAAAAGCACUUUAAACAAGAACAAAAUGAUGUGUGAAGAGUAUUCAGGGAUUGCUUCUCCCAUUACUGUGAUAUUAGCAAUCUGUGUAGGGUUGCCAGAUUUAGCAAAAAAAAAAAAAAAAUUACAGAAUGUGAAGUUAAAUUUGAAUUUAAGAUAAAGAAUGAAUAAUUUAAUAUAAAUAUGUCCUAUGUAAUAUUAAAUCCCAUGCAAUUUAACUUCAUGAAGCAUUUUAGCACAUGUUGGAUUGUAGGUGGAUGUAAGCAAUUCCCAUUGUCUGUUUAUCAUGUUAACAGUGUAAAGGCUUUUGUGAUUCUUCUUUCCUACACAUCAGAAAGUUAUCGUUAGAACAGAGCUGUGAUGACUUGUUCCAAAGCUACCUCCAAGUCCCUAGCAAAACAAGAUUUUGAACAAUGAGACCAUCUGUUUCUUGUGGGUGAAAAUGUUGUGAGUCAUGGCAUUGGCUGUGGCAGUAGUCCUGUCAGAUAACGUUCUGCCUUAUGAUGGCUUUUGUAACCCAUUUCCCCGUGGUGCCAGCUCACAGCAUUUUACAGGGCAGAUGUGAAUGCCCAAGAUAGGGAAAUUUGCCCCAAUAUAGCUUUCAUUUGUAGUUCAAUGUAGGGCAUGACCCUCCCUUCACUUAAGGAGCAAGACAAACCCUUUUUCUUUAUUCUCUUGCCAUCCUGAUUUGCUUCACCUUUUCUCCUUUCACAGAAUCAUUUAUUCAACAAAUAUUUGUUCAGUCCUUACUAUGUAUAGACUACUAGAUAUGUUACUAUGAGACUCCAUCUCUAGUGGCCAAGAGCUUAUCUUUCAGUUAAUGAAGCUGAAUUACAUUUUAGCCAAAGUCACUAUGUAUUAAAUUUUUGAUAAGUUUAUACACCUUGGUGUUAUAUGAGCAUAAAGGAAGAUUUUAUUUUCACUUGGGAUCAUAGGAAAGCAUCAUAUAAGAAGUAUGAUGUGGGCCUUGAUAAAUGGACAGAAUUUCAAUAGGUGAAAAUGUGGGAAGUUGAACGGUCCAGGCAGAAGAAACUGCAUAAAGACAUUGGAGUUUCAAAGACUACCACAACUUUGUAGGAUGGGGUGCAAUCCAGAUGGAAUGGAUUAAGGGUUUUUUUUUUCCCCCCAUUUGAGGGUAAUGGGUAGGACUGUAUUGCAGAUGAAUUUGAAUGCUAUAGGGAAGUAACACAAUGCUUGAGGUAGAUUAACCUAAAAGUACCGUGCAGGAUGAUUGAAAGAGAAAAUCAAAGGGUAUGAUGAUAUGGAGGUCUUUCCAGGCAUGAAGUGAUAACAUCCUGAACUAUGGUGGUGGUUCCAGAAAGGGCACAUGUCUUAACUGGGCCAAAUAAUUCUUGGUUUGUCUAAAGAAUAACAUUAGUUAUUUCCAUUUUGUGUACUACUCCCCACUUCUACCUACUAAACAUGCAACAUCAGGAACAGUUAUGUGUGAGUGACUUGGUGUCAACCAUUUACAGUGCUGAAAAAAAUGAGAGAGAAUUUAUUUGUAGAACUAGGGCCUAAAUAAAAAAGCAAGUCCAGACAAAUACCUAGAAACUUCCUCACAGCCCCCAUAGCCACUGAAUCACGUCAAGUACCCUUCACAAAUGACAACUUAACAAAUGAGAAAUGAGUUUUAAUUUUACAGUUUCUUAAUUUGUAAGAAUUACAGUAGUUUCGUUUUCUUUCCCUUCACUAAAAUCCAGACUUUAAAUAGCCUCUGUAAGCCCCUUAAGUCUAUUAGGAAAAAAAAAUAGAUAAAAAUCUGUGGCCCACGUAGCACUUGAAUCAGUAGCAAAUACGUAUGUUGAUUAUGGGGGUGUUUCAAAAGUGAGAAACUGUUUCUAUCCCUGUACUUUUCUCAUGCCAGUAGAAUAGAACCUAAAUAACUAGUGGUUGAAGAGCUAGAAAAAAUCUUCUUUACGUGACUAUCUUAUAAUCUUAUCAAGUAGAAUAGAAGAUGUUACAAUAGUUAAAUCUCCUAUUUCUUAAUUUAUAACUUCUAGAGGAUCAUAUAUGAAAAAUGGGGGAUCUGUACCGUACACUGAUUUAGUAUGGUAUAAAGAACAACAAAGAACCUAAGCCUGUUAAGUACCAUAAUCAGAGGUAUGUUGAAUAAGAAAGACUUUCUUGAUUCUUGCAUAACCUUGAGAUCAACGAACUACCCACCACCACCCACCAGUUGCCCUCAAGUCGAUUCUGACUCAUGGAGACCUCAUGUGUGCAGUGGCAUCAUUAGGGUUGGUGUCACCCAGUGCAGUAACUCAUGAUGUCACUCCCUCAUGCUAAUCACCACAAUAUUGUAGCUAAAACACCAAAAAAUUUGACAAAAUCAGCAACUAUAAAAAUAUUAGUAGCAACAAAAACAACAGCACAUGCUUUGUAGCAAGUACAGAUAAAACUAUGUGAUUCGAAGCGUCACUGUAACUGGGUAAUAAUGACAGCUCUGUCCAGAGUGCAUUAGAAGGUUCAAAAAGUAAGUUAGCAUAGAGUUUUGGCCUUGUAGGUAUAGAUUGAUACUUGUAAGCUAAGCUUACAAAAAUUUUUUGUUGUUGUUGUAACUAACUACAGGAAUAUUUUUAUAAAAAAAAAUAUGCUGAACACUACUGGAACACUCCACAGAAAUUUUGUAGACAGGCAUUUUGGUGUCACCCACUCUGACAGUGUCACCUGGUACUGUCCACACCCCUCUUUUGAUGCCACUGUGUGUGUGUUAGAGUACAACUCUGCUCCAUACGGUUUUCAAGGGCUGAUUUUUUGGAAGCAGAUUUGCAGGCCUCUGCGUAGACUGAAAAGUCCAACGUUUUGAUUAGCAGCCAAGCACAUUAACAAUUUGUAUCAGCCAGUGACUAAACAUGUAAACUAUGUGAAAGAUAUCUAGAACAUCAUAUUUCAUGUAAUUUGCUUCUAGGAGGGUUUCGAACACAUUAAUUAUAUGAUUCAUCCUCUGUCAUUUUUAAAGUAAAAAGACUGAUUUUAAAAUAAUGUGCAUUUGAAUGUAUCUUUAUUUUUUUUAUAUUAAAUGAGGUAAAACUCAGAAAACCCCAAGCACCCUUAUUUUCUAUAUUAAGAUGGUGAUUCAUUUUUUCCUGUAGUUUAUUUAAUAUCUGUAAUUAUUUUCAUAUGUCAUCUUUGGUAUUAGAAAUAAGGACAUUUUGUUAUGCAUUUUGCUGUAGAAUCUUGGUUUGGAAGUCUAUGACUCCUUGUCAUCAUCUUUGAUUUUGGUGCAAAUUAUUUCUUUUUGAUACUGCCCUUGCCAAAUGAGGUUGGAAAAUGAUUUAAAACUCAAAAAAUAUAAAACUUGAGUCUCUUCAUUAUGGGGAAUAAGUGCUUUCCAGGCCUGUUUCCUUUAAUCUGAUUUAUUCAGCACACACUUACUAAGCACCAACUAAAGUCUCUGGCACCAGGGAAGCAAAGAUAAAUAAGGCUUAAUCCUGUUCCACCUGGAGGUGGCAUGGCUGAGUGGAAGCCCAGGGCAUCAAUAAUGAAGGAAGGAAAAGAAGACAUCCGGAAUAACUGUAUGCCAGCUCGGAGAUGGGAGUAGAAGUUGACUCCAUUGAGAUAGAGUAUAGAAGAACAACUAAUUAGAAGGGAAAUUUUGACUUGAGUUUUAGACUUGUUAAGUUUUAAAUGUGAAAUGAUAACAGCUGGAGACUUUUGGUACUGGCUGCAUAGAAACUUGUUAAAAAUACAGAUAUCCUUGAAGCAUUAUAGAAAUUUUGGUAGAUUAAAUCUAGAUGGAGUCUGGGCAUGUAUAUUCUAAAAUAGCUUCUCAAGUGAUUCUGAUAGUCAGAUUUGGCAUCUGCUUGGAAACCCUGGUGGCAUAGUGGUUAAGAGCUAUAGCUGCUAACCAAAAGGUUGGCAGUUCAAAUCAACAAGGCUCUCUGUGGAAACUCAAUGGGGCACUUCUACUCUGUCCUAUAGGGUUGCUAUGAGUCGGAAUCAACUCGAUGGCAACAGGUUUUUUUUUUUUUUCCAUAAACAAGAGAGAUGUGGAGAGAGAGAACAUAGGUGAUAGUUGAAGUCGUAGGAGUGAAUGUGAUUUCCUAGGGAGAACAUAGUAAGCAAAGAGCAAGGCUAUGAAUGGAACAACUCUAUCAUGUAAGGAGUAAGUAGGCAGAGGAGAAGCCAGCAAAGAAACUAAAGAGGAAUAUAUCGUGUUCAGGAACUGGAAUCUAUAUUUACCUAAAUCUCCUUAAGUCUUAGAAUGGAAUUCUCAUUUCUGAAUCCAUAGAGAGAAAAAGCGUGUAGAAUAAAAUUCUUUAGACGCCUACUCGUAAUUUGACCUUUUCUCUGACUUAUUUCCAAGAAGGAUCAAUCAAGUUUUAAAUGUGUCCUAUUUCAAAAAGAUUACACUUCACAGAAUCUCUUGGAGAAACAAAUUGACCCUCUUGAACAGAGAAAAAUGAACAUUGUGCAGUAUCAGAAAGUUGUCAUAUUAACCAGCAUUUUCUUUUAAACCCACUGUAUUCUUACUAGGGCAGUCCCUGGGAGGUGUAAGCAGUCAGUGUGCUGAGCUGCUAACCAAAAAGUUGGAGGUUUGAAUCCAUCCAAAGGUGCCUGAGAAGAAAGGCCUCACAAUCUACUUCUGAAAAAAUCAGCUGUUGAAAACCCUAUGGAGCACAGUUCUACUCUAACAUACAUGAGGUCGCCAUCGGUUGGAAUUGAUUCAAGGGCAACUGGUUAUACUUACUAGAUGGAAUUAAGAGUAUCAAGAUGACCUUUACAAUUGAGAACUAAAACUGUUACAGUCUCUCAGGAACAAAUCUUUCUGUUCUUAGCCAUUUCUAUUUCAUCGUUUUUAGUGUUUUUGUGAUCAGUGCAUCUUCUGCUUCUUUAACCAAAACCAAACUCAUUGCCAUCAAGUUGAUUCCUACUCAUAGCAACCCUAUAGGACAGAGUGUAACUGUCCCAUAAGGUUGCCAAGGAGUGGCUGGUGGAUUCGAACUGUCAACAGAAGUUUUGCCAUUCCACCCCCACCCCAGGACCUUUGCACAUGUUUUCCCCUCUCCCCAUAAUGCUCUUUUUAAAAUAUUUGUAGCCUUACUCAAUAGGCUAAACCACACUACCUAAAAUAUCAGCCCUCUCCUCACUAUCUCUUUAUUUUGUUUUAUUUUUCUUCGCAGUACUUUUCGCUAACCAAAAUUAUAUACUUACUUGUUUAAUAUAUUCCCCUCUUACUGGUAGAAUGUAAGAUCCAUGCGGUCAGGGGUUUGUCUUACUAAUGAUGAUAUCUUCUACACCUAGAACAGCACCUGACUCCCAGUAGGUACUCUGAAAGUAUUUGUUAAAUAAUUGAAUGAGUUUAUACAGUAUAGCAAAUAGAAAGCUUAUUUCAUAUAUUCAUUUUUGGUCAUUCAGUUCAAGAAGAUGUGAUUGAGCUUAAAGAGUUUCAAAGAAAAGCAACUAAAGUGGUUGAAGGAAUGGUAGAAAGUUUCUAAAUAUAUUAAAAAUUAUUCAGCCUGUAAAAAAAAAAAAUCCUGGGUAUGUAAUAAUCAAAGUUAAUGGAAUUAGAAAAUGUGAUGAUUAGAUGAAAAUGAGUGUUUACCAAAUCCUGGUCUUAUCAGAGAAUUCCUUAAUUCCUUCAAGUUUUUUGGGGAAAAGUAAAAAAAAAAAAAAAAAAAAA
Loxodonta africana (African savanna elephant) is the source of this 30732-nucleotide messenger RNA. It is a transcript of the gene RABGAP1L, whose product is annotated as RAB GTPase activating protein 1 like. NCBI's taxonomy places the organism in Eukaryota, Metazoa, Chordata, Mammalia, Proboscidea, Elephantidae. The transcript has 14 exons. The record is from RefSeq and is a predicted model, not a curated record. Bases 180 to 2042 code for a protein of 620 amino acids.